Aureobasidium musti is the source of this 510-nucleotide messenger RNA. NCBI's taxonomy places the organism in Eukaryota, Fungi, Ascomycota, Dothideomycetes, Dothideales, Saccotheciaceae. The record is from the annotation of a GenBank genome assembly.
AUGGUCAACAUCACAGCUUCUCUCAUGACUCUUCUGGCAGUCGCCUCCUUCGUCGCAGCUGCUCCUGCUCCAAUUGAGCCCCAAUCAGAUGUCCCUGCCAACAUUCUCGAGAAACGUGCUGUGAGCUGCAGAGACGAUGGUCCCAGUGGCUGGAAGAGAGGAUCAGUAUGCGAUUCGUCGCCAACCACGCGGUUCAAAUGGCUUGCUGACACAGACGAUCGCAGUNCCGCAGACGCAGCAAGAUGUAUAACUGAGCUUGCAGCCCUCGGUGGCCAGGCCUGCACGGCAGGUGUCUCAGGUACACUCUUCAAGAAGUGUGGAAACACUAUCAUCCACGGACAGAAUGUUUGUGCUCCUUCUGAGGGAGCGACAGCAACAGCAACUUGCCAGGAAGCUGCGCGUGGUGCAGGUCUCAUUAUGGACCAAUGCUCCAGAGGUGAUGGCACUGUGAUGGGCGAGAACCACGCUUGGGCAAGCAGGUGUCUGUUGAUUCAUAUUCUUGCAGAGUAA